UUGGUGCCCUAUCGGCUUAAGGGUAAUUUUCAACCUAGAUAAUGAGGUCUUUCAUGUUUCAUUAAACACCAAACUGGCAGGACCCCAGUGUAAUUAAAAUUCAGCCGUCUCUCUAACUCUGAUAUUGGCAGGUAUGCCAGGUCUUGCCGAAAUUCUAGUUCUCAAUACAUUGUUCCUGUGGGUUAAUCAUAUUACAAGGAUUUAAAUGACAAAAUUUCAUUCCGCGACUGCCGAUACACGUUCAGAUAUAUAUCAAUAAAAUCUAUAAUCACCCAAUUAAAAUUCAAUUCAAUACUCCGAAACCAACGCUUAAUGUUUAUAUUUUGCAAAGGUGCGGACGAGAAUGGUUGCACAGAGGUAUGGAAAUUAACUUCUGCCAGACUCCGGUGACCAUGGAAAGCUUGGAACGACAUCGAGCAAUGGCGAUGCCCAGGUGUCAUACCCCCAGUGAAGCCCCACCCUUGCCAGUAGGAAAAGAAUACCACGCCUUUUUCAGUUUUCACGGCGAAAAUCCAGAUCAUAAUUGGGUGAAAGCGGUGACAAGAGAACUUGAAAGCCGUGGAUUCAAAUGCUGUGUAUUUCCCCGUGAUUUAGAUGCUGGGAGGUCGUUAUCUUUCAACAUUAAAUCCAUACUGACCAAGUGUUUGAGAAUAGUGACUGUUUUAUCGUCUUCAUACAUAAAAAAUGAGUGGUCACAAUUAGAAAUGGAAAUAAUAUCCCUUGGAAAGUUGGAGGAAUUAGUUUUUAUCCCCGUGUUAAUUGAACCAUGCGACAUCCCGCCGUUUCUGAAAUAUUACAAAUACAUUAAUGCAACGACUACAAGAGGAGCUUGGUGGAUGAAUUUCUAUGAAGAAAUUAUAGGAAAUGCACCCCAGCUUCCACCACGUAAAAAAUUCCACGUCUUUUUCGCCCACACCUCUACAGAUAACAAAUGGGUGAACAGCAUUGCCGAACGUUUAGAAAACCCCAACAAUAACAUCGUCUGCUGCUAUCCUGCUCGAGAUUUCAAACCAGGAACGUCCAUCAACGAAUCCAUCGAUAGUGCCAUCAAAAGAUCUCUACGAGUUGUUCUUGUCAUAUCAAAGAACUUUUUGUUAAACGAAUGGAAACGGUAUUAUGAAAAGAAAUUCAAACAAUUAAAGAUUAUCCCAAUUAUCAUAUCAGAUUGUGAGUUGCCAGUUGCACUGGACGAUAUGGUUUGCAUCGAUGCUCGGAAUACCGACACUGACUGGUAUAACGUGCUGUUGCGUGCCAUCUGUGAGGAAGAUUUGAAUGUCGAUGACGACACAGUUACCAGUACCAGUCAGUUUGUACGAGAUGAGGUCAUAUACACUCCAGCAGCAGAUCCUUUGGCAAGUUUAUCGACCACUACCUCUUUAAGAUGAUGUUACCCAAUGUAUGCAAUAUUUAUAGUGUUAGAUAAAAUUUUAUUGACAAAAACAAUUACACCAACAAUGAACUAAAAUAAGACAAUUGCAGGACAAGUCACUUUAUCCGAGAAAAUCUAUUCACAUGCUGUGGAACGGCGAGUGUCUGUCCACUGUAUAACACAGUGAUGAUUUUACUUUCAAAAAAACUAAGUUUAAUAUUCGAAUCCCUGCUGUUUGACAUGAUGGAGAUCUUUUGGUGCCAUGUAUUCAGCAUUGAUGGAACAGCAAUAUAUCAUCGUACAGUCUAGUUACAUAUACACUAAAACGUUUUCAAAUAA
This is a messenger RNA of Ostrea edulis (European flat oyster), 1708 nucleotides long. RefSeq lists its product as uncharacterized. Gene Ontology annotation, biological process: immune response; inflammatory response; toll-like receptor signaling pathway. The transcript is spliced from 4 exons. NCBI's taxonomy places the organism in Eukaryota, Metazoa, Mollusca, Bivalvia, Ostreida, Ostreidae. Gene Ontology annotation, molecular function: transmembrane signaling receptor activity. Gene Ontology annotation, cellular component: membrane. The coding region runs from base 360 to 1385 and encodes 341 amino acids. The record is from RefSeq and is a predicted model, not a curated record.